Dichomitus squalens LYAD-421 SS1 is the source of this 1399-nucleotide messenger RNA. Its product is annotated as NAD(P)-binding protein. The record is from RefSeq and is a predicted model, not a curated record. Lineage: Eukaryota; Fungi; Basidiomycota; Agaricomycetes; Polyporales; Polyporaceae. The transcript is spliced from 5 exons. The coding region runs from base 9 to 1049 and encodes 346 amino acids.
CAUUGCAAAUGUCAACGUCCAAGACGCCCAUCUUUCUGACUGGUGCUACAGGCUACAUUGGAGGCGCCGUCCUCGCUCGUCUCCUAAGCCAUCCCAGUGCCAACACUUUCGAUAUCACCGUCAUCGUGCGCAGUCCAGAGAAGGCCAAGAUACUCAAGGACAAGUUCGAUGUCAACGCCAUAGUUGGAACCCAUGCCGAACUCGACAAGAUCGAGAGCCUUGUCGAAAACAGCCAUGUUGUGUUUCAUCUCGCCGAUGCGGACGAUGAGCCUCUUAUUCAGGCUAUCUUAAAUGGUCUUAGGAAGAGGCACAGCAAAGUCGGCGACUUGCCCAUUCUCAUUCACACCUCCGGAACUGGUGUCCUCACCGACAACGCGCGUGGCGAGUACGCCACCGACACCAUCUACAGCGACAUCAACGUCGACCAAAUCAAGUCUAUCCCACCGACCGCUGUGCAUCGCAACGUCGACUUGCGUGUAGUAGAUGCCGACGAGAAGGGCUUCGCGCGUACCCACAUCGUUCUGCCCUCGACGAUCUACGGCAUUGCUAGUCACCCCCUGGUCAAGGCUGGCGUCUCCAACCCGCAUUCGCAGCAGAUUCCGGGCAUCAUCCGUGCUUCUCUCGACCGCAAGCGUGCUGGAGUUGUCGGAAAGGGCUUGGCCUGGUGGCCCAGCGUUCACAUAGACGACAUUGCCGAGCUUUACAUAGUGCUCUUCGACAACAUCAUCAGCGACCCAGACAAGACGGGCCACGGCUGGGAGGGCUUCUACUUCGGCGAGAACGGCGAGCACCAUUGGAUCGACAUUUCCAGGGCUGUUGGGAAGGCCAUGGUUGAACUCGGGCUCACGGACAACGCGGAACCGACGUCGUUCACAGCCGAGGAGUUGGCGAAGUACUGGGGGAGUGAGGAGGCGGGAUGGUUCAGCGGCACAAACUCCCGCUGCCGCGCUGAUCGUGGGCGAGCGCUCGGCUGGAAGCCAAAGUAUACGACCCAGGACAUGCUUGCGAGUGUCAAGCCAGAGCUCGAGGCAUUAGCGAAGAAGCAGUAGGCUCGGGAGCGUCAUACUUACCAAGCGGACGAUGCCUACAACAGGCGUUGGGAGCAGAAUCAAACAAUUUACAGUUGGCACAAGUUCGCUACUCGCUUGAGUCGCUUCGUGUGCGUCAUAAGUCAAUCAUUAGCAUCCACUCAAUCACCCCGUCUAUUCGAGUCCGAGGCCUCUGGUGUACGUGCUGGUUAUGCACAUGCUGAAACGGCCUAUCCUUAGGACACUGCCACUGGAAUAACCAAUCUACUGUAGAUUUGAUUAGCUCCCGCUGACCUGGUCGAUGGUCAACGGAACAUGACCGAAGGAUGUCCUGACUAAUACGUCGACGUGCGCAAAGCUGAUCAAUAUGA